GGGGUGGGUGGGUGGUUGGCCAGGGGGAGGAGGCAGAGAUAGAUGGGAGGAGAGAGCGAAGGACACACAGCUGGAGGAAGGAGGGACAGAGUCGAGAGAGAUACAGGCAGAGAGGUUGAGAGAAAAAGAGCGGAGGAAGUGGAGAGGGAAGAAGGGGGAAAGAGAGAGGGUUAAGAAACAAGAAGCAUAGGGUCCCAGGAUCUGCUGCCAAAGUUUACGCGUAGUACCGGUGCUCCGGCCGGGAGCCCCUCUCCCCGGGACAUGGCUCAAGCUACCCUCUUUCUGCUCCUGGCCGCCGCUCUCAGCCUGGCCGGGGCGGCGAGCGGACAGCGGAGCGGAGACGGCCAGCCGUCCGCCCACCCUCUGUUGUACUUCGAGGCGCGGGACGUGCGGAGCCUACGGCAGAAGGCGCGGGGCAGCCACUCCUCCAUCGGCCGCGCUGUUCGGGCAGCCGUGAAGACUAUGCUGGCCAAGCCCAGCCUGUACCUGCCUCCGCCAGACUACGCCAGCUUCUCAGCCAAGUGGAACGAGGUGUACGGCAACAACCUGGGAGUCCUCUCCCUCUACUGCCUGCUCUUCCCCGAGGACGCCGCCGCGCUAGAAUUUGUUCUGACCUACCUGGACCGAAUGGCCUCUUACCCCAGCUGGCAGGUGCGGACCGCCCCAAACGAUGAGGUGCCGGUGGCCCACUCCCUGAGCGGGUUUGCAACUGCUCUGGACUUCCUCUACUCCGUCCUGGAUGAAGACAGGAGACAGAACUACCUGCAGAAGGUCAACAACGUCGCCAUGGAACUCUAUGAGUUCUCCAAGUACCGGGCAUGGGGUAAGCACUUCCUCCACAACCAUCAGGCCACCAAUGUUCUAGCCCUGCUGACUGGAGCCUUGGUGCUCGCCCCCCACCAGCCGCAGGCGGCCUUGCUCUGCAAGCAGUUCGCUAUCGACAUUAUGGAGAAGACUCUAUUCCUCCUGAGCCAUGUGGUAGAUGGGUCUCUGGACGAAGGGGUGGCUUACGGCAGCUACACUUCCAAAUCCAUCACACAGUACAUCUUCCUGGCCCUGCGGCACUUCAACCUGAACCACACCGGCAACCCCUGGCUGAAGCAACAUUUCUGGUUUUACUAUGCCACGUUGCUGCCCGGCUUCCAGCGGAGUGUUGGCAUUGCCGACUCUAACUACAACUGGUUCUAUGGGCCAGAGAGCCAGCUUGUUUUCCUGGACAGGUUCGUGCUCAGGGACGGCAGUGGUAACUGGCUGGCCAGGCAGAUCCGCAGGCACCGACCGAAGGAUGGGCCGAUGGAGGCGUCCAGCGCACACCGCUGGUGCACCCUGCACACGGAGUUCAUCUGGUACGACCCCGGGCUCACCCCCCGGCCGCCAGCCGUUCAUGGCAGCCCAAGGCUGCACGUCUUCCCCAACUGGGGGGUGGUCACCUACGGUGGGGGACUGGAACAGGAACCGGGCCACACCUUUGUCUCCUUCAAGUCAGGCAAGCUGGGUGGGCGGGCCGUCUACGAGCUGGUGCACGGUGCCGACAGUUGGGGGGCCGGCAGGGGGCGGCCGUACUCGUGGAUCGACGGCUGGAAGAGCUUCAACCCGGGCCACGAGCACCCGGACCAGAACUCCUUCACCUUUGCACCCGGUGGCCGUCCCUUCGUAUCCGAGGCGCUGUACGGCCCCAAGCACAGCUACCUUAACAACGUGCUGGUGUUUGGGCCCUCGCCCAGCAGCCACUGCAACUGGCCCUGGGAGGGCCAGCUGGGUGAGUGCGGCCAGUGGCUGGACUGGACGACGGGCGAGGCCGGCGGCUCGGCCGGCGAGGUGGUCACCGCCUCGCAUCACGGCAGCAUGCUCUUCACAAGCGGCGAGGCGGCGCUGGCCUACUCAUCAGCCAUGGGGCUGCGCAGCGUCUACAGAGCGCUGGUGCUUCUCAACGCCGAGACGCUGCUGGUGGUGGAUCACCUGGAGCGUCGGCCGGGCUCCCCGCUACGCCACGCCAGUGCCUUCUUCCACAACCUCGACCUCGACUUCCGCUAUGUGCCGUGGCGGUCUGAGGAGGGCCUCCACGGCGCCCUGCUCGAUGUCUGGGACGCCCAGUACAAGGCGGUGUGGUUCAGCGCCGCCGGUGACAGCCCCGAGCCCCAGAUCCAGGAGGCCGAGCAGGCGGCCGAGUUCAAAAAGCGCUGGACCCAGUUCAUCAAUGUGACUUUCGCCUUGCGGGGGCCUGUCACCCGCAUGGCGUUCCUGUUCCACGGCCCCUCUGUCCGGGUCGGCGACUGCCGCUUCCUGGAGGACGCCAGCGCCGGCCUCAAGGUGGCUCUCACCGUCAACGGCACGCCCGUGGUGGUGUGGCUGGCCACCCGGCACCAGGACCCCAGCUCCCGCUUCUCCUACCUCGGCUUCGGCGGCUAUGCCAAGGUGGAAGAACCGCACCAGGUCACCCGCUUUGGCCUUGGCACUGUCUCAGUGACGGCCCAGACCCCACCCCUGUCCCAUUCCCUCCCGGGCCCCACGGCUAAAGUGGUGGCGGUGGCAGCAGCGGCAGCUGCUAUGCCCUGCCUGGCCUUGGGCCUAGCGGCCGUCCGCUCUCGCCUCUCGCUCUCUUUUGGUCGCCUGCUGCGGCUAGCCAUGCUGGCAGCAAUCAGCCUGUGGCUGACGGAGCUGGCUGCCCUGUGGGCCGCCUGCCGCCUUCCCCUCUGCAGUGGCGGAGGGGGAGAGGGGGAGCCGGUGCCCGCUUCCCCCUCCCUGCAGUGGGACCAGGCGCUGGGAAGGAUGUCGCCACUGGUGAUCACCUCCCUCCCCGGCUCUGGUGCUGAGAUCCUGCGGCACCUCUUCUCUGACGCUGCCGAUUUCCUCUAUGUCCGGCUGCCUACUGAGCAGGCCGGCCUGACUGAGGCCGAGUUCGGCCUCGACCCAUUCACUGAUGCUUGCGAGUGGACGGCCACCGAAGCCCGGCAGGGUCGCUAUCGGCUCGUCCAGGGCUGGCUCCAGUCCCUGGUGCACAGCACCAAGUUGCACCUGCAGAACCUGGUGCUCCACCCUAGGGCCAGGGGGACCCCGCAGAGGAAACAGAAGCACAGGAGGGUCUCCCCGGGUGGCGAGGCCACGGAGGGUAAUACAGAGUAUCUGGGGCGGCUGCAGAGACACCUGGACGCCCACCCCAAUGCCCGUGUGGUGCUCAGUCUGAGCAGCGGCGCCUGGACCCUCAAGAUGCCCUUCGUGCAUGGCGUUUUGGGGGCCCCGACACGGCUGAUGCUGGUAGUGAGGGAUCCUCGAGCCUGGGUCCAAUCCUUGAUCUCCCAUGCCCAGCCCGGGCUCUCCUCGCUGGGGGAUGUGCCCGGGCGCCUGGCCGCCCUCUUUGGGGAGGGGGCGGGUGAGCGGUGUGGCUCUGCGGCCUUCGAGUACAAAUCCCUCCAGCGGCAGUUUGCUGACCCGACCAAGAGCGCGGUGGCCCUCCUGGCUCACCUCUGGCUUGCCAGCAUCAAGGCGGCAAUGAGGAUCAACGAGAAGCUACCGUCUGAGAACUACCAGCUGCUGAAGUUUGAAGAUGUUGUCACACUUCCUCGAGAGACAGCCGAGAGGGUUUAUGCCUUCCUGGGCUUCCCUUUGCCUCCUGCCGUACUCAACAGGAUACUGUUUGCCACCUCGACAAACCUGCUCCACCUUCCAUUCGAGAGCGACCUUGCAUCUGGCAACCUCCACGCCUGGAGGGAAACGAUGUCCCUGCAGGAUAUCAGGACUAUCGAGGACAUCUGCUGGUCAGUGAUGAGUCAGCUGGGCUAUUCGAGGUUUACCAGUUGAAAGUCGAACUGUCUGGAGUGGCAACUACGAUCCAGGCAGAUUGAACAAAGAAUAAAUCGCACGGUGGAGUCCCAGGAGCUCUUAUGAGGUUUCACUUGAAGAGCUUGUGCAAGAGAUGGAGGUUGAAUCCUGAGAGGGACAUUUAAAACUGGGGCGAGAUGGUUCACUUCCAACUCCAGAGCCCAUGUGGUGCUCGGUCUAAGCAGUGGUGGUUGGGCGCUCGAGUUUCCUUUCAGACAGUGAGGCUGGUGGAUGCAGUGAAGGGACUCACACACAAAGUUCUAUUCAUGUCAGUUCAACAGUAAGCUUGGUCAUGCAGAAACAUUUCCCAGCAUUCAGCCACAGGCCCCAAGAUUAAACUCUCAAAUGUUUCAGAUUGGGCCAGUCAGAGAGAUUGCAGUCUGCCACUGCAGAAAUCAUUGCUAGGAGGAUCAUACAGAGAUGCAUUGGCGAUGAAAGGAGGUUGGCUUUCCGUGGCACCUUGGUGGAGGUGGUGCUGAAUACUUGUUAAGCACUAGUAGCAAGGAGAUCAUUCAUGAGUGUGGAUUUGUCAGGCUCUCUCAGGGAAAUCCCAGCUGUUGUCUGCACGUGUAGAAUGGUGAGGUUCUGACCCAGAACUCACACCAUCCUGUGAUUCAGUCCAAAGAACCGCUCCUCACAGCCCCAGUGAUCCAGCUUCUAUUGUGACUUCCAACAUUCUCUGUGUGCAAUUUGCAUAUUCUCUCUGUGACCCUGUAGGUUUCCCACAAGUACACCUGUUUUUUCCUGUAUCCCAAACAUAUGCAGGUUGAUAGGUGAUUUGGCCACUGGAAAUUGCAUCUCAUGUGCAGCUGAGUGGUAGAAUCUUGGGAGAAGCUAAUGAGAAAAUGGGGAGAAUAAAAAAUUGGGAUUGGCAUGGGACUACUUUGGAGAGAGUUGAUGGAACUAUGGAGACAACAGGUUACAGGGAAUGUUAGUGGAGAACGGGAUUGCUUUGUUAGCUGGUAUAGACACAGCUGGCUGAUGUAGCAUCCUUCUGUGUGUUGUAAGGAAAUAAUAUGGCAAUGAAACAUGGAGAUCUGAGACUCAUACUGCAGUUUAUGGGUUCCUUGUGUUAAGUCCAUAACUUGAAUUCCAACUUCCCUUUGGAAAUGUACUUUGGGAAUGCUUGGAUUUGAGAAGGUUAUUGGUAAGUUAUAAAGAUUACUGGGUGCAAAGGAGCAAACUUUUGGGUCAUUUUAGAUGCCAUUGCCCAAGGUGUGUUGGGAAAGCUGCCGGUUUGAGUGGGCAGCAGACAGAAAGGACAUCGGGUUGGGUAACUUCCACAUUUGAACUAUUCCUCACCUGACACUCUUCCUCAUCAUUAACUUAACAUUAACAAUACCAAGCACAGGUACUGUACAGAUCACUACUCUUUCGUACUCCAUCUGCCUAUCACCCCUCCUCACCUGAAUCCACCUAUUGCCUGCCAGCUCCUGCUCCACUCCUUUCCCCAUCUCUUGUUAAUGGCUAUCUCCCCUCUAUCUUUCUGUCCAGAUGAAGGGUCUCAACCCGAAACAUCAAUUAUCCGUUUCCCUCCACAGGUACUGCCUGACCUGUUGAGUUCCUCCAGCAGUUUGUCUUUAGCAUGGAUAAGGGAGCUAGUACAGACAGAAAAGGCCAAAUGGCUUCCAUCCAUACUGAAAUAUAUUUCUGUCUGGUAAAUAUGGACAUGGCAGUGACAGCAAAACCCUUCGUGGGGACACAAGGGGGGAAAGGCAUAAUUUGAUUAUGAAGACAAUUGGAAGGUCUGACCAUAUUUUCUUAUGUCUAAAGAGUAGGAGAGGCCAGUGGCCUCCUUGCUUAGUGUUUGAUUUUCUGUUGAAGUAAUAUAUUUGGAAAGUUUGAGUGAAGAAUUGGGCAAUUUUCCAGCAGCCCGUCCUUCUGUGAAGCACUCCUCCAGCUGUUUGACUUUCCAUUACAGGAGUCUGGAGUGAUUGGUGGACUGUCCAAAAUGAAUGUUUUACAACCCAAGUAUUAUUGUUUGGCAAAGAAUGUCCAGUUCCCUACAUGGACCAAAGAGCCUGUUCUAUGUUGUUUUAUAUGUGGUUCAAUUGUAACAUUUAAGAGAAUUUUGGUUAGGGACAUGGAUAGGAGGCAUUUGGAGGGAUAUGGUCCAUUGCAGGCAUAUGAGACUAGACAGAAGAGCAAGUCAGCAUGCACAAGAUGGGUGAAGGCCAGUUUCUGUGCUGAAAACUCUAUGGCCAUGACUCUAAAGCCCACAUCAAUAGUAGUGAGAAGAAAUAUCCAAUUCAGACAGGAGGGUGAUUGUUUGGUGCCAAGGAUUAACCAGUUAACCAUGGGUUUCAGAGCAAAGUUGGAUGAACUUCUAGGCCUUUGAUGGGAUUCUUUAAAUGGUGUGAUGGACCAUAUGAUUUCUCUCCAAAUCCUGCAUGCUGUAAUAAAUAAUCACAUUUUGCAAUGGUUGUGAUUGAUAAACCGUCAGAUUUGAGGGUUUAGACUUUUUUUAAAGAUUACACCAGCAGUGUUCCUAAAUUAUUGGGAAAUGUUACAGUGUGAUUAAUGUGACAUUGCAAACAGCACUUGCUAGCCAUUGAAUUUACAAAGUAUGUGGCAGAUUGGAAUCGUGGAAAUGUGAAUUUAAAAGCUGCCUGAUUACAGAUACUGGCGAGGCUGACAUGUGUAGCCAGAGAGUGGUUAAUAAUUGAUGCCUCUAUGAGAGGAAGCCUGUAUUUCUUAUCUAAAUAGCUCUCGUGGAGUUGGGAUGAAGAUGGUGCAUAUUGCAUAAAGAAUGUUUCUGUGGAGGAAAUAGGACUGAACAAUGUGGCUCUUGCUUCUUUAUACAUGAUAGACGUGUUGGACACUGUGAUCUGGUUCGAUUUUCUUGUUCAUGUUCUGAUUCAUUACGACGUACAGAGCCUUUUUCUCUCCACACCUUGAGGAUUAUAUUAAAGAAUAUUAAUAAAAAUAACAAUCGUUUGAA
Messenger RNA from Hypanus sabinus (Atlantic stingray), 6760 nucleotides. RefSeq names its product dermatan-sulfate epimerase-like protein. Bases 262 to 3798 code for a protein of 1178 amino acids. The record is from RefSeq and is a predicted model, not a curated record. Gene Ontology annotation, molecular function: chondroitin-glucuronate 5-epimerase activity. The transcript has 3 exons. Lineage: Eukaryota; Metazoa; Chordata; Chondrichthyes; Myliobatiformes; Dasyatidae.